Gigantopelta aegis is the source of this 4627-nucleotide messenger RNA. RefSeq names its product toll-like receptor 1. The transcript has a single exon. NCBI's taxonomy places the organism in Eukaryota, Metazoa, Mollusca, Gastropoda, Neomphalida, Peltospiridae. Gene Ontology annotation, biological process: toll-like receptor signaling pathway; immune response. Gene Ontology annotation, cellular component: membrane. The record is from RefSeq and is a predicted model, not a curated record. Gene Ontology annotation, molecular function: protein binding; transmembrane signaling receptor activity. Bases 95 to 2167 code for a protein of 690 amino acids.
UAUGAUGUUCAUUUAACGAUUUUAAGUGAACGUUCACAUUUAUUAAUUUCUGUUGGAAUAGUAAAUUUAUUAGAAAACAGACUCAGAAACAGUUAUGGCUACAGUACUGGACACUACGUUUCUAUACAUUAGUUUAUCGUUUUCUAUAUUUUGUCAAGUUACCUGUGUUGGAAACUUUAGUGUAAUGAAGAAACCGCUCUGUUGGAUCAAUGGAACAGUAGCUGUGUGUUCUGGUCACGGAAACCUGUCCUACAUACCUGCUGUACCCAGUAAUAUUACACGUCUAAGCUUUAAUUUCAACAAUCUACCGCAAGUUUCCACAUACACGUUUACGAAUGUAACACAUCUCAAGUUGAAAGAAUUACACAUCGUAGGAGAUCACAUCAAAAUGAUCAGUGCCACAGCUUUUCAAGUGUUACAACAUCUGGAAUAUCUGGACAUAAGUCACAACAAUAUACCACCGGACGUUAUUGCACGGGCAUUCAUUGGUUUGGGGAAAACGCCCAUUCGGCGUCUGGAUAUGCUAGCGAUGAAUAUAAGGUUUUUGCCACCACAUUUCUUUGACGGUUUGAAGUUGACAAAAAUAAACACUGUCCAUCUACAUCAGAAUCAAAUGAGCUAUUUUAACUGUAAAGAUGUUUUGCAACUCAAGUUCUUAAAACAUAUAGGAUUGGGACAGAACUUGAUCAGCAAACUAUUGAUAACAACAUCGUGCACUUUACAAGAACUAGAUAUGUCAUACAACAGCGUAAAAUAUGUUUGUAUGGACGGAGUUCUCUCUGAUUCGCUGAUAGUACUAGAUGUACGAUUUAAUGGAAUAUAUCACAUGGAUUCUUCAACAUUUAAAUGCUUUCCGAAACUUCAAAAAUUAUAUUUGGGUGGAAAUUACAUUUCUAGAUUACCUAAAAAUACGUUUGCUAGUUUAUUUGAACUUAACCUGCUAUCCAUGGUUGUGAAUCCAAAUCUGAAAGGAAUCGAAGUAGGUGCUUUUAAUAACAGUAAUCUUAGAAAACUUUUACUAGAGAAUUCUGGUGAACAUUUCAAAAAUUAUGACUGGGAUAUGUUCAAAGGAUGUCAUCUUGUCUCUCUUGAUAUUUCAAAGAACAAUUUAAAUGGAAUUCCGCCAGAUAAACUAAAGAUACUCUUUCAACCACUGGUACCCAGUCUAAGAGUGUUGGUUAUUUCAGAUGCAUCAUUGACAACAAUACCCAGCUUUGUUUCAACCCUGACUAAAUUAAAUCAUUUAAUAUUAAAUAAUAAUAUUAUAUCUGGAUGGUCCACGGAUUCAUUGUCGACGUUUACAAAUCUUCAACGUUUAGACCUCAGUCAAAACAGUAUUUCUGUAGUUGUAGAAGGUUCUCUACCUGAUAAUAUUUUAAGUUCGCUAAAGGCUGUUGAUUUAUCAGAAAAUCCAUUGGACUGCUCCUGUGCAAACGUUUGGUUUAUAAAAGUCUUUCAAGCUCACCUUAAAAUAUUUGACCAUUCUAGAAAACCAUCUCGAUGUUCCAGCCCUGCGACUAAGCACAAUGUUGUUUUCAAGGAUGUCCACAUGUCUGAAAACUCGUGUUUACUAAACUUCACUUCACAAAUGAUCGUCGUUGCAAGCUCGAGUAUUCUUCUGACUAUCUUUAUUGUUGCCAUUAUUUCAUACCGAUACAGGUGGCACCUUCGAUACUUGCUAUAUAUGUUUAAUAAUCGGAGACGGGAAGAGGAUCCGCAAGUAAAUGAGGAUCAGUUUUUGUAUGAUAUAUUCGUUGUGUAUUCAUCGGAGGAUUCUGACUGGGUACUUGACAGACUUGUUCCCAAGCUGGAAGAGGACCUCGGUUUCAGGGUGUGUGUCCACGAACGAAACUUUGUGCCUGGAAAACUGAUCGUAGACAACAUCAUGGCGAGUAUCGACAGCAGUAAAAGGAUUAUGGUUGUCCUGUCGAACAGCUUCUCACAGCGGGACUGGUGUCAGUUUGAACUAAACGUCGUCCAGAGACACGUGCUGGAGAAAGGUCAAGACUUGCUGGUCGUGGUGGUGCUGGAACAACUUAACAACCGUCACUUGACCCCCACGAUGUUCACUAUGCUGCAGACGACAACAUAUAUCACGUGGCCCGAUGACGUGGAUUCUGAGCAGGGAUUCUGGGACAAUUUAACUCUAGCUCUUCGGGGAGGGUGAUCUAAAAACAUGUACAUUGUAUAACAAAGCAACAACAACUGAAGGGCAGUUUGAACGAAAAAACAUUUCUCUUAAGUGGAAUUCAUUCUGUAAGUCUGAGCAAGUGUCUAGCUUAUUGAGCUACAUUAAUUAUAAAUUGAAUGAACAGACUUGCUGUGUUUCAGGUUUGUGUGCGUCAUUUAACACAUGUAAUCUAAGGUAUGACAAUGCCUGUGUUUAUAACUGUUAUUGGACACUCGAGUUCCUCUGGACGCAGGAUUUCUUGUGGAUGGAUAGUUUUGCUCCUGGUGACCUUUAACGUUCCUACGUAAUUCCGUUUGAUGUUCGACCGACUUUCAAUACUAUUACUACAUGGGGAUUGGUCUCUGGUUCAAAUAAUUAAACUACAGUAGAGAAUCAACUACGUUCUUGAUCAUUCAUAAUAGGUAUCGUGAAUAGGGUUAACAAUUAACACCUCAAUUAUCAUCUAAAUGACUUGGAAGACGUUUUACACAUUCGAAAAUGUAAGGGUAUUACUGUUUAUACUUUUGACUUUCAAAUCUAUUGAAUGUUUGAUUAUCUAUGUCUGUUAUGUUGUAUGCAGAUGAUACAAUAUUAUUGGAAAAACAUGAAGAUGAAAUUGAAAAGAUUUUAGAUUAUUUAGAUUGUAAAACAGAAAUUUCCAUAAACACACUAAAGAGUAAGAUUGUUAUAUUUUGUUAGCUCGGACUGAAUCCAGUUUGGGACCAGCAGACAUUUAAAUCAGUGAACUGAUUAACGCAAACAUCUUCAUAAAUAUUAUAUAAUCAGAGCAAAUAUAGACAAAUUCCAGAUUUAACUGUAAUCGUAUCAGUGUUUGUAGAAAUGUGUGUAUCUUUAUAUCCCUUAUUAACAAACAAUGCUGUGUCUCCCAACACUCAUAUCAUAUACCGUUUAUUUCUUUUUAACUGCUCAUCUUUUUGCAUGUUUUUAUACUUUUAAGUUUUCUUGACUAUAUUUGUCUGCUACAUGUAUUGCUAUAUAUGUUCUUAUUAUGUCACCGGAUGUUGGCCACGAGAGUAAAACGUUCUGUUCUGUUUCGUUUUGCUGUCUAGUAUUAAAAUACAGAACUGUGUUCCCAAUCAUUAGGACUACACACUUUCAUGUUUAUACUCCAACUUGAGAACAACUUUUAAUGCAUAAUAGUUAGCCAUUUAUUUAUAACAUGUUAGUUCUCAUAUACAAACUUUUAAUAUAUACUAAUUAUCCAUAUAUUGUGAUAUUAGUUCUCAUAUUCAAACGUUUUAAUACAUUUAUCACUGACGUAGGAGGCGGGAGGGGUGAGGGGGCAUGUGCUCCCCACUUUUCAGAUAUUAUGCUUUAUAUUUGCUUUAUAAUAGUGUAAAGGUGUGUAAAUAUAAAAGUGUGCCACCCACCUUUUGGCACCUUCCUACGCCACUGUUUAUUGUGAUGUUAGUUCUGCUUGUGUACACGUUUUUAAAUACAUAGUAGUUAUACAUUCAUUAGUUGUUGAUGGGCCAGUCCCUCCUAGAUUCCGCAAAUCCGCUGAUGCAGAAAAACCCAGAAAUAAAACAUGAAAUUUGAAAAAAUAAAGAUGAAUCACAUUUGUAGGUUACGGAAGACGCCGAAGACUGGUUACAAUUAAAUUAAAAAGAUUCCACAAAUGCAAAAUUAGAUUCUAUAAUGCUAUCCUAUUUGGUAUAUAAUAAUUACGACAACAUACAUAUAGGAAUCCAGUUUAUAAAUGGUGAUACCAAUUCAGCAGAUGUUGAAUGUAGUUUUUCCCUAUAUAAUUCGAUACUUACAGGAAGAUGGAGAUCUCUAAAGCCAGAGUCUAUUAAAGCGUUUGUGUUCCUCUAUGGGAAUAAAAACCUGAUAUACCAUACAUUUAUGAGGGUCUGGUGGGUACAGGUGUCAUAUUCAUCAUGGAAAUGGAACACUAAAAACAUACUUGUGUUAGUUUGUAAGUUAUCUUCAGAAUAUAUGUUGCAGAAUAUGCUGCUGAAUUCCUCAAAUUCUAUCGCAGAAUAUAUCUAAUCUUAGCGUAGAGUUUUCUAAAGUUUUCCGCAGAAUCCAGGGGGAACUGAUGGGCGUAAUUUGCAUUAAUUCUAAUUGUGGACUUUGUUCUGUAAAUAUUUGCAUUAUUUCGAUUAAUGUGUAUUUUAUGCUAGUAGCUCUAAUGUGUGAAUUUCUCAGAAGACGUUGAAUAAACAUGAGUAACUAAUAAAGAGGUUAUAAAGCGAUCAUUAAAGGUUUUGAAUAUUCAUAACCUAGAAGAACCGUUGCUUUCAGUAGCAAUAAGAAUACAAGAGUUAUUCUCCUCAGAAAUUGUAACGGAUUGUUUCCCUUAGUACGCCAACAGAGGAAUAAUAUCAAAUUACCGGCCUCGGUGGUAUCGUGGUUAAGUCAUCGGACUAUAGGCUGAAAGACCGGCCUCGAUGGCGUCGUGGUUAGGCCAUCGGUCUACGGGCUGGUAGGUAC